Rubroshorea leprosula is the source of this 1637-nucleotide messenger RNA. The record is from the annotation of a GenBank genome assembly. NCBI's taxonomy places the organism in Eukaryota, Viridiplantae, Streptophyta, Magnoliopsida, Malvales, Dipterocarpaceae.
CACCAACAUCUCUGCGCCUGCACCGUCCGUCGAGAGGCUUCUUCCCAACUGGGAUCUCUACACUGGGAGAUUUUCGGGGAAUGUGCCGCACGGAUCGGGAAAGUGUUUGUGGAAGGAUGGAUGUAUGCACGAGGGCGAGUGGCCCCGCGGCAAAGCGUCAGGGAAAGGGAAGUUUUCUUGGCCGUCUGGAUCGACCUUUGAGGGCGAAUUUAAGUCAGGCCGAAUGGAGGGCUUCGGGAUGUUCAUUGGAUCUGCUGAAGACCCCUACCUAGGGUACUGGAGCCCCUACCGGAAACACGGCUACGGCCAGGAGCGCUACGCAAAUAAAGAUUUCUAUGAAGGAUGCUGGAAGAAGAAUCUGCAAGACGGGCGGGGUAGGAAUGUUUGGAGCAAUGGAAAUGAGUAUGACGGAAAGUGGAAGAACGGCGAGAUUUCAGGUGGUGAAGUGCUGAUUUCGGUCGACGGGCACCACUGCAAGAACGACGUGACUGCACGUUGUGGCAUGGUGACUUGGGCCGACGGGAGCCGCAGCGAGGGCCGAUACUUAGUAGACAACGGCGUGAUUUCAGUUGGUGGCGUGGUGACUUGGGCCGACGGGAGCCGCCGCGAGGGCAGAUACUUAGUAGACAACGGCGUGAUUUCAGGUGGUGGCGUGGUGACUUGGGCCGACGGGAGCCGCCGCGAGGGCGAAUACUUCGUAGACUUGAACAACGGCGUGAUUUCAGGUAGUGGCGUGCUGACUUGGGUCGACGGGAGCCGCUGCGAGGGCGGAUACUUCGUAGACUGCAAGAACGGCGUGAUUUCAGGUGGUGGCGUGCUGACUCGGGCCGACGGGAGCCUCCGCGAUGGCGAAUACUUCAGAGACUGGAAGAACGCCGUUCUAGUCGGUGGCAUGAGCGUGACAUUCGGUGGUGGCGUGAUGACUUGGGCCGACGGGAUCUGCUGCGAGGGCGGAUGCUACAGAGACUUUAAGAACGGCGUGAUUUUAGGUGGUGGCGUGCUGACUUGGGCCGACGGGCAUAGCUGCGAGGGCGGAUACUUCGUAGACUUGAAGAACGGCGUGAUUUCAGGACAGAUUCUGCACGGACUGAACUAUCUUCAUGACAGACAUGUGGUUCACAGGGAUAUUAAAUGUGCAAAUAUAUUGGUGGAUGCAAGGGGAUCUGUGAAACUUGCAGAUUUUGGAGCGGCAAAGGACACUAAUUUGAGUGAUGCCAAAUCUUUUAAAGGCUCUGUAUUUUGGAUGGCCCCUGAGGUUGCAAAGGGGGGGAACAAAUGCUAUAAGCUUUCUGCUGAUAUAUGGAGCCUUGGUUGCACCGUGUUGGAGAUGUUAACCCGUGAGAAUCCGUACUCACCUUGGGAAUUGCAGCAGGCAUUAUGGAAACUUUGCAAGGAAGAACCAGAACCACCACCUGUUCCUAAUACUCUGUCAAACGAUGCACGAGAUUUUAUCCUGAAAUGCCUACAAGUCAAUGCAAAUAACCGCCCAACAGCUGCUGAGCUCUUACACCAUUCAUUUCAUGGAUGUUCUCCUUUACUUUUGGUUUGGGGCGGAACGAGGUGAGGACCCAGGUGUUAUGGGGAUUGGGGAAAGAGAUUUUAAUUAUUUAUUUACAUAAUGAACCCAAUUUUAUCCU